This is a messenger RNA of Camellia sinensis, 423 nucleotides long. The record is from RefSeq and is a predicted model, not a curated record. Lineage: Eukaryota; Viridiplantae; Streptophyta; Magnoliopsida; Ericales; Theaceae.
AUGGCUAAGAUCUCCGUCAAGGAAUGGGAUAUGGUUAAGACACUCAAUGAGUUCAGGAUCCAAGUAGAAUCUCAAGAUACAGAAGCAUAUCUUAGUGCACAGAAGGUGAUGCCCAAGUUGAUGAAUGAGGUCAUGGAGGCCCAGAAACACGAUCAAGAGGUAGCCUACAUCAAGGAACGUCAGGAAUCAGGAGAACCCAUGCCCGAUUGGGUAAUUCACCCUGAUGUGAGUUUAAGAUACCAAGAUCGUGAUCCACGAUUCACCUCUCGAUUUUGGGGAAGCUUGCAGGAAGCUCUUGAUACGGAGCUAGCUUUUAGCACCGUCUUUCACCGACAGACAGAUGGACAAUUUGAGCGCGCUAUCCAGACACUCGAAGAUAUGCUAAAAGCGUGCGCGAUGGAUUUUCAAGGAAGUUGGGAAUGA